Messenger RNA from Siniperca chuatsi (mandarin fish), 2166 nucleotides. It is a transcript of the gene ada, whose product is annotated as adenosine deaminase. Bases 207 to 1397 code for a protein of 396 amino acids. The record is from RefSeq and is a predicted model, not a curated record. Gene Ontology annotation, molecular function: adenosine deaminase activity. NCBI's taxonomy places the organism in Eukaryota, Metazoa, Chordata, Actinopteri, Centrarchiformes, Sinipercidae. The transcript has 12 exons. Gene Ontology annotation, cellular component: external side of plasma membrane; cytosol. Gene Ontology annotation, biological process: negative regulation of adenosine receptor signaling pathway; adenosine catabolic process; purine ribonucleoside monophosphate biosynthetic process.
UAAAACAUCUCUUAAGACCUACUAGAGACCCCACAAAUACAUUACUGACAGGAGUCUCUGCAGCUGUUUCUCUGUGUUUCAAAGCAGGAAAAGAAAGUAUGCCAAAGGGUUCCUCUGUCAGCAAACAACAGAAAUCUGGGCAAUUAGCCUAACAGCACUUGGCGGUGCUUUUUGCUGUUGGGUGAACAAAGGCGUGUCCCGGAGCCAUGCAUAUAAUAGCCAGACGAGCUGCGAUAAGCUUUGGCUCGCCAGUCCUCAGCUCUCUGUGCACCAGCAGACUCACCGUCAGCAGCAGACUCUGCACGAUGGCCGAGCUCUCCUCUGAACUAGUGGUAUUCAACAAGCCAAAGGUUGAGCUGCAUGUGCACCUCGAUGGAGCCAUCAGGGUGCAGACUAUUCUUGAUGUUGCCAAGAGACGCGGCAUCCCUCUGCCAGAAAAUACCGUGGAGAAGAUGAGACAGAUUAUUAUAGUCCAGAAGCCUGUCACUCUCACUAAGUUCCUGGGCAAGUUCGCAGAGUACAUGCACGUGGUUGCUGGAGACAGAGAGGCCAUCAAGAGGAUAGCCUAUGAGUUUGUUGAGGACAAAGCCAAGGAGGGAGUUAUUUAUGUUGAGGUCAGAUACAGCCCGCAUAUUCUGGCCAACACUAAAGUGGAUCCCAUACCAUGGAACCAGAAAGAAGGUGACCUGAGCCCGGACGAGGUGGUGCACCUGGUUAACGAGGGCCUCAGAGAGGGGGAGAGGGCCUUCAAAAUAAAAGCCAGGUCCAUUCUAUGCUGCAUGCGCCACAUGCCAAGCUGGUCCAUGGAUGUCGUGGAGCUGUGUAAGAAAUAUCACCACGAAGGAGUGGUCGCCAUUGAUCUGGCAGGUGAUGAGUCACUCAACUGUGAAGCCUAUCCAGAACACAGGAGUGCCUUUGAGGAAGCAGAGCGUUGUGGGGUCCACAGGACAGUCCACGCAGGAGAGGUGAACUCGGCCUGUGUGGUGAGGGAGGCUGUAGAAGUGCUGAAAGCUGAACGGAUUGGACAUGGUUACAGAACCCUGGAAGACCAAGCCCUGUACAAAAAACUGCUGGCUCAGAACAUGCACUUUGAGGUGUGUCCUAUUUCCAGUAAGCUGACAGGUGCCUGCGACCCAGACUUCACCAAGCAUCCUAUCAUCACGUUCAGGAAGGACAUGGUGAACUACUCCCUGAAUACAGAUGACCCUCUGAUCUUCAACUCAAACCUUCACCUCGACUACAGCACCGCACAGAAAUACAUGGGAUUCACUGAGGAGGAAUUCAAACGAGUGAACAUCAAUUCUGCAAAGUCGUGCUUCCUGCCUGAGGAGGAGAAGAAAGAACUCGUCCAGAGGCUGCAUGAGGCUUAUGGGAUGAUAAACGCGACUGCCUUUUAAACCUGACGAGCAAGUCUGAGGAGGAACCUAACCCAGGGACAAAUCGCUCUGAACCCUUCAUCCCCACCUGACACAAUGGAAUUUCUUUUUCUCAUUUGUAACAAGACAUAAAGCUGAUAGAAUAAUAUAUCAAAUAUGUUGUUUAUCAUAUGGCUUCUGCCUUCACCUCGCAUAUCUGAACAUCAUCAGCUUGUGUUUUGUCAGUAUUCUAACAACUUAGAUUUAAUUUUCUGUGUAGUUCCAGAGGAUGUCAUGGUGAUCCGCAAAGUGCAAAAACAUAAGCAUGCAAGUGUUUUGUGUUUAUGAAGCAGAUUUUGUUAUAUGAAAACUACAUUCUUCAUCUUGUUUUUACAUCCUUUUUUUCUUGAAGAGAAUCACGGAAGCUUUUGAUGCACAAUUACUCAAGACUAACGAAGUCACAGUUUUUACACUUUGUCAGCCUGUAAAGGAACAAUAUGGGGGGGGGUUAUUAGUUGUUCAUUUCUGUGACAGCUUAAUCAUUAUGGUGUCCGGGACAUCUUUGGGUGAAAGCAUGUGGGGAAAAUGUGAUUUACUGUGAAUAUCCAUAGUUUGGUUUGAGGGUGAGGUAAGGUUGUCAGAAACAUUUGUGUUUUUUAUCCUCCACACGUAAAACUGCAGGACACAUCAGGUAGAACAGCUCAAUACCAAAUAUCUAGUCUUACAUUUGAGCACUUCUGUUUGUAACAGACACAAUUAUGACACCGGUGAAAAGCAGCGUUGACCGUAAUAAAAGCUAUUAUGAAAUGUU